This is a messenger RNA of Chaetomium strumarium, 3192 nucleotides long. RefSeq names its product fungal-specific transcription factor domain-containing protein. NCBI's taxonomy places the organism in Eukaryota, Fungi, Ascomycota, Sordariomycetes, Sordariales, Chaetomiaceae. The transcript has a single exon. Gene Ontology annotation, cellular component: nucleus. The coding region runs from base 95 to 2899 and encodes 934 amino acids. Gene Ontology annotation, biological process: regulation of DNA-templated transcription; DNA-templated transcription. Gene Ontology annotation, molecular function: DNA binding; DNA-binding transcription factor activity, RNA polymerase II-specific; zinc ion binding. The record is from RefSeq and is a predicted model, not a curated record.
GUCGACCUGAGCUUUCCCUCAACAACACCCGAUCGCUCGGACGCACUUGCCAAUCUCCUCCCCCCACCCACCAGAUCUGUUAUUUCCCGCCUGCAUGUUUCUGGCCCGGCGGCUGCCCCAAGGCCAUCCUGCCGCAGACACUGUGGAAACGGUUCCGAACCAGGCUGCGCAAAGCCGGCCGUUAAAGCAAGCCGGCGCCAUGGCGUCCGCGUCGCACAAUUACAGCCCGUAUCCUCGGUCGCCCAACCCAUCAGUACGGCCCUACGACUUGCCCGCCGUCCCCCCGAACAAGUCACCCAGAGCGACCGGCCAGUACCUAAGCGGCCUCGUCAGGCCGAGCAUCAACGCCAGCGGCAUGGCUCCUGCGCACUCUAUGGGAAUACCGCCGCCCCUGUCCUCCGUCCACCACCAACCCCCUCCUACCACGUUCCAGUCCUACACGCCCAUCACCUCCGCGUCGUCUGUCAUGGAGCGAGACUCCCUGCACUCUGGCGACUCGGUCGGCGGCACGCCCCGGCCAUCUCAUAUGAGCCUCUCAGCAUCCAAUCACAGCAGCAACGCCCAGGGGCAGAAGCGGGCAUACCGGCAACGGAGGAAAGAUCCCAGCUGCGAUGCGUGUCGGGAGAGGAAGGUCAAGUGCGACGCAACCGAGACCACAAGCUGCUCCGAAUGCUCAAGCCGGGGCGUCAAGUGCCAAUUCACCAAGGAGACCAACCGCCGCAUGUCGUCCAUCAAACAGGUGCAGGAUCUCGAGAAACAGAUGGAGCGGAUUCGGCGGGAAAAUAACAGCCUCCGCCGCAUGCUACAGGAGCGCGACGGCCGCCAGUUCGAGAUGGACGUGGACGGCGUCGAGCAGUUGCCUCUGCAGCUGCCGGAGAUAGGCCAGGCGCCCAAGCGAAAGAAGAGGCCGGCGGCUGUCCAUGACCUUGCACGGGCGAGGGCCAACCUGCGCGACUUCUCGCGAGGGAUAUGGAAGCCGCCUGCCCCAUACCGACAUGCGGCAACACCCGAGCUGCGAGAUUACCAGCAAAUGCUCCCGCCACGGCAAACUACCGAGGAGCUGUUGCGGUCCUACUACACCUCGACGCACUCCAUGACGCCCAUCAUGCACUGGAAUACCUUUACACAAACCAUCGACGGCAUCUAUCGCCCGGGGAAUUCUUUGCGUGUCUCAGAGGCCUUCAUGUCCGUGGUCUUCGCCGUCUUGACUGUCGGCAGGCUGUUCACAGCAGAUAACGAGCACAACCGCGCAUACCCGGCCACCACGCUGUUGGAGGCGACGCGGUCGCUGGUGGAUCCUUGGAACAACGAUUACGAGCUGGACAACGCCCGUGCCCUGGUGUUGGUGACGAUUGCGCUGAACGAGCUCAAUUUGAAGUCGGCGGCCUGGAGCUGGCUCGGAGGUGCCGUCAGAGUGGCGCAGGACCUGGGUCUCUACACCGAGCCGAGGACUGGGUCUUUGAUUGAAGACGAGAUGCGUAGGAGAACGUGGUGGACCAUCUACAUUCUCGACCGGAGUCUAGCAGUCGAGCUGGGUAGGCCGAUGCUCAUCGAUGAUGCCGACUGCGACGUGUUGUUACCAGCAGCCAUCGAUGACUAUCACAUGACAGAACGUGGCCACAGACUUCCGGACGGUGCCGAGGGGCUCACCCAUUCCCUGGUCGCCGUCGUUCACGUAGUACGCUCCUACACGGCGCUGGGGAGAGCGCUCGCGUCGCCCGUCAUUGCGCCGGCUCGUCUAGCCACCUUUGACCAGCAUCUGGCCUCGUGCCGGCACACCUUCCCGCCAGCCUGCGACCCCAGAAGCACGGCAGCCCUGACGCCCACGUUUCUGAACCCGCUGACCUACCUUCUCCAUGCCCGCCUGCUCCUGCACCGACAUAACGUCGCCCCCUCAUGCCACCCAGACGUACGUCGAACCGCCAUCGAGCAGUGUAUGGUCACGGCCCUCGAGACGGCUUCUCUUCUCUCGCGAACGUCCGUAGCCUCCCUUGCUGAGGGUGCGACCGCGCUCCUCACUACGCACAUCUUCCGCUGCGCACUCUUCCUGCUGCUGUUCGGUCAUUUCGACCAAGCAUCAGAAUGCAUUCGCGCCCUGGCCGCCAUCAACGAUCGCCGCGACGUCGCCAUUCCCUGCGGCCGCUUCCUCUCCUUUUUCGUUUCAGCCCUGGCGUCUCGGCGAAGUGAAAUCAUCGCCUACCUCUCGCAGGCCGCAUCACCCGGCCAACCUCAACGGUCUCCGUAUGGACCACCGCCUCCGCUGCCCCAUCACCCUCCGUCCUCCGCCGUGCACGAGGCUCUUUUGCGUGACGAAGAGUUGCUCGCCUAUGUCAGUGCCGACCUCCAAGCGGGGAUGGAAACGGCCUGGGUCUGGGCCGGGGGCAGCGAGCGCGAAGCUACAUCAACACAGCCCGCGGCCGGGAAGCUCGGGUUGUUCAGUUCAGAGGCGAGGUCGGGCCUAACCAAUGAAGAGAGAUGGGAGUGGGGUCCAGGAACAACGACAGGGUGGGAGCGGUUGGAAGCUUCGAUGAGGAGGUUGGCAAGCGGUGAGUUGGUGGGUUCAACGCAAACAUCAACACCCACAGCAUCAACGGCGAUGGCGAAGCAGCCAGCGCAGCAUCAGGCGUGUAAUACUGCCCCGGCCCCCCCGCCGCCACCGCCACCGCCACCGGCGCUCCCGCCUUUGUUGCCGUCGCAUCAACACCACCACCAGUCGCCUGCCGGUGUGAAGAUGGAGAUGGGAGGGCAGGACGUUAGGAUGGAGACGGCAGCGACGUUGCCGCCGAUGACGAUGCCCGGAUCAAGAGCCCACCAGGGUUGUGUGUCAGGGAGUCCGACGACGCCCUCGAGUGGGAAGAGUAAGAGCCAGGAGAGAAUCAGCAUUGCGAAUAUCAUUUGAGCGAUGCAGGCCAUGGAAUCAUGUCACAGGACCACCAGCGGGGACUCUCUUCUUCCAGAGCCACGGACCCUGUACCGUACAUCUCAUCACUCCGAGACGACUCUCAAGACGAUGACGGCGACGGUGGGAUCUCCGCUGCAUGAGCAGCUUCUCGAGUCUGCCGCCGGGAGUUGCCGAUCACAUUGUUCGAGGGCACAAUGGUAUAAACGAAACUCGUCGCAAACUCUCGCCCGCUUCUUCGCUUAAGCCUACUACCUCAUCAUUCAUGGAGGCUGUGUGGCAUUUUUCUUACA